This is a messenger RNA of Nymphalis io (European peacock), 1021 nucleotides long. RefSeq lists its product as uncharacterized. The transcript is spliced from 4 exons. The record is from RefSeq and is a predicted model, not a curated record. Bases 3 to 464 code for a protein of 153 amino acids. Lineage: Eukaryota; Metazoa; Arthropoda; Insecta; Lepidoptera; Nymphalidae.
UUAUGGAUACCUUAAAGAUCUUGACGCGAUGUGAAGACGAUACGAGCCCAUGUUUAUCUCAAAGAAGCACUGCAACUCUUAUAUCCAUCAUAUGUUUGAUAUCAUGCAUCCUCGAUUUAGCGUUUAGUGAUAAAACUUUGGAAGUAUGCUGCGAGAUGAAAGAUCACUUGGAAUCGUUGAAAUAUGUCUUGUCUACACUGUUUAAGAUAGCAAACAUGCUGCUUCUAUUAGGUUCUGUUUUUGAGAGUUCGUUAUUGCUACAAAUCUAUUUAUGGUACUUACUCGGGUAUAUAAUCGUCAGCUUCGUGGUUGUGAUCGUAGAUUUGUGUUUCCGUAUCAAGAACGAAGGACGUUGGACGUUUGUGACUUUUGUACCAGAUGUCAUAUUUUUAUUUGUUAUAUUCCGAUGCCUGCCACUUGUGGACCAAUACAAGAAACAUCUUGAAGAACUUAAAACUACAUGAAGGGCCAUUUAAACUGUAAUUAUUAUAAAAAAAAUGUAUUUUUCUUAUGAACAUAAAAAGGUAUAUCCAAAAUAAAAUCACAAGUUGUUUUCAAACUCAUUUUUCGUUUAAUAUUUUUGUACUAUCUACUAUAUACAUGUGAAUAUUAAAUAUCUAGAAAAACGUAUAACAAACGUAAAUCUAACGUGGAACUAAAUAUAAAACAUCUUCGCCAAAUCGGACUUAUUAUUUAAAAAAAAAAAAAAAACUUAAAAUAGGCAUCCAAUAUAUGAAGCCAUUAAUAAUAUAUUAAAAAUUAGAAUUACACAUUAUAUACAAUUACGCAAAAUAUGCUCAUGAAAUAAACAAGUAGCAAAAGAUUAACCAAUACAUGUUUUGUCUCGCUCUUGCUUACACAACAAUAUAUACAAGAAAAGGACAAAACAUGCUCUAGUAUCCGAUUACUACCAUUUAUUGAGAGAAUUGUAAAAUUCAGCAUUUUAUUAUGACUAAUUUCAGUAUAUUUUUUUGUAUAACAAAGACAGACCAAUUUAAAUGUUAUAUUAUACUCAACAUAU